AUGUCAAAGAAUUUAAUCAAGCAAGGCGCAGAAGCGCGUGUCUAUACGACACCUUUCUUAACCCGUGCAGCAAUCGCCAAAGAACGUUUCAGGAAGACAUAUCGCCACCCCUUACUUGAUAAGAAACUCACUGACAGACGGCUGGUUCAAGAAGCACGUUGUCUAGUCAAAUGCCGAAAUAUUGGCGUAGAUGUUCCUGCCGUGUACUUUGUCGAUUUGGAGAAUAGAACUAUUUACAUGGAGUACAUUGAAGGGAAAACUGUUAAUGAUCUAUUAGCUGAUGGUGCAGCAAUCACUACAGAAGAAUCUGAUGAGCUCGCUAAGAAGAUAGGCGAAGCACUGGCUAAAAUGCAUGCAGCGGAAAUGAUUCACGGAGACUUGACGACUUCGAAUCUAAUGAUACGGGAUGUGAACAAAUCUCUGGCAAUAAUUGAUUUCGGACUGAGCUUUAUAACCUCUUGUUCAGUCGAAGACAAGGCAGUAGAUCUAUACGUGUUGGAAAAGACGUUCUUGAGCACGCAUCCACAUGCUCAUCAUCUGUUUUUGACCAUACUGAAAGUAUAUGGGGAAUCGUACAAUAACGCAAAGUCUGUCUUACGCAAGUUGGAUGAAGGUAAAUAA
Molecule: messenger RNA, 621 nt
Organism: Paraglomus brasilianum
Lineage: Eukaryota; Fungi; Glomeromycota; Glomeromycetes; Paraglomerales; Paraglomeraceae
Source: the annotation of a GenBank genome assembly